AUGAUCGUGCCAUCACUAUUUUUUUCGCCAGAUGGACAUCUAUUCCAAGUUGAGUACGCCCAAGAAGCCGUGAAAAAAAGGAUCAACUGCGGUGAGCAUCUUUUUUUAUUAUUUUUUUUCAUUGUAUGGUUUAAAAAAAGAAAACAUAUCAAUUUCAUUACUAGGUUGGGGUGCGUGGGAAAAACUGCGUAGUUAUCGGAGUUGAAAAGAAAUCGAUUCCUGCACUUCAAGAUGACAGAACUAUUCGCAAGAUCCACAUGAUCGAUGAACACGUAAUGCUUGCGUUUGCUGGUACGUUAUUUUUUUUAGCAAAUAAUUUGCGAAAAAUUUUUAAUCUACUAAACGCCGAUUUAUUUAUUUUUCACAUUUUUCUGUUUUGAAAAUCUCGCCUAGCGUCCAAGUUUUUUUUUUCUUGGUUCAAUUUUUUUCCCACACCGGCUAGAUCCCACCCCAGCCUUUUGCGCGCGAAAAAAAAAAUUGAAAAUGUACUGAAAUAGGCCGCACUUUUCGAGGGGUAGGUCGCACUUUUUGGGGAGUAGGCCGCAGUUUGAGGGGGUUGGCCUCACCCCGAAGUGGGAUCCAGCAGAUAUAUGAUUUUUACUCUACUUGCCUUUCUUAUAGGAUAUCUUGUGGACCUUAGAGGAGGUCCAUGUGUUGCAAAAUGAAUUAAAUUUCAAAAGAAAAAACACACAAAAGUAAACAAAUUUUUUCAUGUGUUUUUUUAAAAAAAAACGUUUUUCUUUUUUAUAAACUGUUCUUGAAGUAUAAAAUAAUCAAAUAGUUUUCAGGUCUCUCAGCGGACGCUCGCGUACUUGUUGAUCGCGCCAGAGUUGAAUGUCAGGCUUAUAAAUUGACGCUCGAAGACCCUGUCACUGUGGCAUAUAUUUCUCGUUAUAUUGCCAAUACGAAACAGGUAUUCCAUAUGACUUUUUUGAUAUAAAGUUUUUUGAAAAAAUAAUUUCUAUAGUGCAAGUUCAUGUUCGAAGUAAUUACGGCAACCUAAAAAUGACGCAUUGUUUGUUCAAAUUUUUUCACCACAGGCGGAAUUGGAGUUCCGAGAGCGUUAAAAAAAUUAGCUCGUACGACGAUCUAUCUCAAUAUGUGACUUUUACGGCGACUUCCGCGCGCGAGUUUGAGUUUCUGGAUUUAUUUGGCCCUUUCAAACGAAAAUUGCAUUCAUAUAAAAUUAAAGAUCAUUUUUAUGGUUCGGGUCACUUGAAAGAAAGUUUUUAUAGAGCUAGAAUCACGAGUUUGGGACACUUCGAUGUUUAUAUCCUUUUGGUGGUAGAAAAAAAAAUACCAGCGAAAAUUCGAACGGCGACUUUUCCGAUUUCCUAAUAUCGGUAGGUAGCUUUCCGACGAAAUUUUUUCCGAAUUUUUUUCUCGAUGAACUCUUCUUUUCGAAUCUACCUAUAUAAAUAAAAAAUAGUAAUAGAUUUUUUUUAAAAAAACCUAAAAAAAUAUAAGCGAAAAAAAGUUGGAAAAUGAUUCGUCGGAAAAGUCGCCGUUAGAAAAUUCGCUGACUUUUUUUUUUCAUACCACCAUCCUUUCAUUCCUAACAUAUAUUACUUUUUUGUUCUCAUCAAAGUUUCGUACUCAGAGGUUCACACAAUCUCCAGGACGACGUCCUUUUGGUAUUUCUAUGCUCAUUGGCGGCUUUGACUUUGACGGAACACCUCGCCUUUUCAAGACCGAACCCUCUGGUGCCUACUAUGAGUACUUGGUGAGAGUUUAGACCAUGAAAACUGUUAUCAAUCAACAUUCAAGGCUAAUUCCACAGGCCGUGGCGAAAAACCAGUCCGAGAGUACUUGGAAGAACAUUAUAAUGAUGAGACGACUGCAGAUGAACAGUCAACUCUGAAGCUCGUUGUUAAAUCUCUUUCACAGGUUCGAUCCAUUUACAUCGACUAGGAACUCUUUUUAAUUGAUGUUGAAUGAGAAAAACUCAUUAUGGUUUCGAGAAUAUCGUCCUAAUACAAAAAGUUGAAGAAGCAACGAGUUUUUUCAAUCUAUCCAACGAUUUUAUUGAAAUUUCUUUAUCGAAAAUAAUGAAAACUUUGGAAUUUUUUUGAAAUAAUUGACUCAUUGAUUAGAAGUUUUAAAAAAAUAAUUGGUUAGAAAUUAUUACAUGAAACCGUGAAUGCGUACUUUCCUUUUAAUUUUCUGUGAGCCUGAAUCUGUUUUUUUUUUUAAGUUUAAAUGGAUGAAAUAAGCUUCUCCUUCACUUGAAAAUUGAUAAUAACUAGAUGUAUACAGAAUUUUAACAGUUUUCCAUUUGAAUUUUUUUCGCAAAAAAAUAUUGCUAAAAAAAUUUAAAAAAAUAGGACUGUUUCGGAGCAACUUUGGCGCGCCGAGGAACAUGGUUUUUUUCGUUUUUUUAAGCAUGUUCCGUUUCUCCGAAGAACACGACUUGAAAUAUUUUGAGUUUUUAAACUUUUUUUUUUACUUCAGCUAUUAUUCAAGUAGUAUCGUACAUUAGUAGCGAUUUGUAAUUCUAGUCGCCCACAUACGUUCAAGAUGUUUGAUAUACAUAUAUAAACUUUAAAAGAAAUCUUAUAAUCAAACUCAGUCCAAACAUUUUUUUUCACAAAGGCUUUAGAGAUAGAUUUUUUUUUUCUCCGCUUUUUGUGCACUUGUAGGAUAGAAAUUAAUUUUCAAAUAUUUCAGGUAGUCCAAUCUGGCUCUCAGAAUAUCGAAAUCGCCGUGAUGAAGUUUGUGAAUGUAAGAAUUGGCUCUUUCUUUGAUUUUUUAAAAUAAAUGAUUAAGGGAGAAAUCGUAAAUCGCGUUUUGACCGUUGAAGAAGUCGAAGCGUUGCUCAAGGUUGUCGAUGAAGAGCGUGUGGCCGCCGAGGCUGAAGAAGCCGCCAAGAAGAAAUAA
Caenorhabditis auriculariae is the source of this 2877-nucleotide messenger RNA. NCBI's taxonomy places the organism in Eukaryota, Metazoa, Nematoda, Chromadorea, Rhabditida, Rhabditidae. The record is from the annotation of a GenBank genome assembly.